AUGAACUCGAAACUUGCUUUACUUUGCCUGCUCUUCGUCUCUUCUGCUCUCGUGCUCUCGUUCCCGAUCGGAGUGGACAAGAACUCUUCGGAAGAGACGACCACGGCGGAGGCUGAAAAUGAAGAAACUACUAACAGUCAGGAGGUAAGGAUUACUGUGAGUUUGGAAAUCUAAAAGAAUCUUCAGGUGACCAUAGAAGAGAACGAAGCGGAAGAGGAGGAAUCCUCUCGGAAGAAGCGAGGACUCUACAGUUCCGAAAGGACUGAAGAAGAGAUUGAAUACCACCACGGCGUGCAUCACAGAGAGAGACGACACGCCGAGCAUCACGAUAUCGUCCACAGCUCCGAUCACGGACACACUACUCCGAACAAACGGAACUCGGAUCAUCGCAGAGAGAAGAGAAGUGCCGGGGAAGGAGGGCAUGCCCAGAAGAGGAGCACGGCGGUGAUGGCGAAGGACGAUCACCGCGGCGGACAUGUAAAGAGGAGCGCCGAUGAUCAUCACGGACACGAGAAGAGAUCGGAGCACUCGGUGCCGCAUGAGCAUGAGAAGAGGAAUGCUCCGGAAGGGGGAGCUCACGGUGAGCACCAUGUUGUGAAGAGAAGCGGAGGAUCGGAAGGUGAGGAAGUGACCGCUUCCGUUCUGAGCAUUUGUAGUGCUCUCAUGCAUGGUUGAUCACAGAUUAUGCUUUCUCUUUCCAGGACACCGUCAUCACCGCAGUACUGACCAAGGAUUGGACGAGGACGAGCCAGAAGACGAGAUCAAGGUCGACGAGACGGCGGAGGAAGCGAAUGAAGAAUCGUCGCGAAAGCGUCGUGACGCUCCUCUCCCCACUUUCCCGAGCGACCACGACGCCAGUGAGCACUCGAACUCAGUAGGUACAUUUGUUAUCACUUGUUAUCAUGUAAGAGUUUCGGAGUCUCCAACCCCUUUUCCCUUUCUAACCUCCACCCCAAUUUCAGCCGUUCGAGUAAAACGUGUCUCGCGUGCCGGAUCCAGCCACAAAGUGCGUACCCUAAACAAGAAUCGCGGAAAUAGCAAAGCGGGAGAAACGACGCAGAACGACUCGCCGCCUAGCGGUGUUUUCAGUCCCUAG
Molecule: messenger RNA, 1096 nt
Organism: Caenorhabditis sp. 36 PRJEB53466
Lineage: Eukaryota; Metazoa; Nematoda; Chromadorea; Rhabditida; Rhabditidae
Source: the annotation of a GenBank genome assembly